CGGUUUACUACCGAGGACCUUCCGUCGAGAAAGGCGGAUAAUGUGUUUCAAAUCUAAUUUAAGUCACUUCGUUUAACCGCGGUGUCUUUUCCUUUCAUAAUAGUUUUGUUAUUAAUUCGAAUGUUUUUAUAAUGCUAUCGCUUCUUGAAUUGUGGUCGCUUUUACUGUAGUUUUGAGGUGAUUAAUACGAGUUUUAGGAUAUGGAGCAUCAUAAGCAAAGUGACAAAAUCGAACAGCCUCGUCCGUUAGCGGUUGGAGCAGGAAUGUGCUGCCUGUGUUGUUGUUGGCUGUUCGGGAAACAUGGACAGCCAGCGGGACGUUCAAAGUUCUAAACGACACGGAGGCACUAGGUCGUUACUGUCGGCCGGUUCCGCCACCGCCAUGGAGGUUAAACGCAAGAAAAUACGACAGAGCACUUUAUUCCAACAAACAGAGGCUAAAAGCAUGAAACAAUGUCCAAGUCUUCUGAAUGACACCUUUCAGAUAGUGGAGGAUAUGAAUUUGUUAUACAUACGACAAAUUUCUAAGACGUUACAGAACACUAACUUGCAAGAAAAGCUGGACUUUGAGGUGCGAAUGCGAGAGGGGGCCUAUAAGCUGCUGCUCGCCUGCAGUAAGAGAGAGCAAGUUCUCAACACCUCCAAGAACCUACUGACCUGCAAUGCCAGGAUCAAGGCUUAUUUGACUCAUCUCCAGAAGAUAAAACAGGAACAAGACAUGAUGGGGUCAGCCAAGGGACCUGAUCCAGAUUCAGAUGACCGUGUGCCCUGUAAUGGGACAAUUGCAAUAUCAGGGCUGCGUGUUCCUUUGCUGUGGAGGGAUUCGGACCACUUUAACAAUAGAGGGAGCUCUCGUCGAGUGGCAGUGUUCUGUCUGCUGCAGACUGGCUCCGAGGUGUUUGACACAGAGAUGGUGGUGGUAGACAGAUCAAUUACUGACAUCUGCUUUGAGGGGGUCACCAUCUUUAAAGAAGCAGUUCCUCAGUUUGACCUGAGGGUGGAGCUGUGGAGCUGUGCCCUGGAGGAAGAGCUCACAAUGGCAAACACACCAAAGAAACUGGCCAAGAAGUUCCGAAACUCCUUUGGAAAACACAUCCAAACACUUCUUUGA
This is a messenger RNA of Solea senegalensis (Senegalese sole), 1110 nucleotides long. RefSeq names its product rhotekin-2-like. The coding region runs from base 301 to 1110 and encodes 269 amino acids. Gene Ontology annotation, biological process: hemopoiesis; positive regulation of cell population proliferation; signal transduction. Lineage: Eukaryota; Metazoa; Chordata; Actinopteri; Pleuronectiformes; Soleidae. The transcript has 9 exons. The record is from RefSeq and is a predicted model, not a curated record.